This is a messenger RNA of Phycomyces blakesleeanus NRRL 1555(-), 1140 nucleotides long. RefSeq lists its product as hypothetical. The record is from RefSeq and is a predicted model, not a curated record. NCBI's taxonomy places the organism in Eukaryota, Fungi, Mucoromycota, Mucoromycetes, Mucorales, Phycomycetaceae. The transcript has a single exon. The coding region runs from base 1 to 1140 and encodes 379 amino acids. Gene Ontology annotation, molecular function: FMN binding; oxidoreductase activity.
AUGUCUACCACUCUAUUCACACCAAUCAAAGUUGGUACAUCUCUCUUAAAGCAUCGUGUUGCCCUAGCUCCUCUGACCCGCCUUCGUGCUGAUGCCGACCACGUCCCUACCCCAAUGAUGACCGAAUAUUACCAGCAACGUGCUUCUGAAGGUGGCUUAUUAAUUUCAGAAGGUACAUUCAUUGCUGAGGAUGCCGGUGUCUAUCCUUCUGCUCCAGGUAUCUACAAUGACAGACAAAUCGAGGCGUGGAAACAUAUAACCAAGGCUGUGCAUGAUAAGGGAGGAUUUAUAUAUGUCCAGCUAUGGCAUGUUGGUCGUGCAUCUUCGCCUGCUUUUAUUCCCGGUAAUAAGAUUCCAGUGUCUGCAUCUGCAAUUGCGAUAAAUGGCAAAGAUUUAAUUGGACAUGACUACAAAGUACCGCGAGCCCUUGAAACUGAAGAAAUUUCCCAGCUUGUACAGACAUAUGCUAAUGCUGCCAGAAACGCAAUCAGUGCUGGUUUUGAUGGUGUUGAGCUCCAUGGUGCAAACGGCUACCUAAUUGAUCAAUUUCUCAAUACCUCAUCAAAUAUACGCACUGACCAGUAUGGUGGAUCUAUUGAGAACCGCACUCGUUUUGCCUUGGAAGUUAUAGAAGGAGUUUCAAAAGCAAUUGGAGAAGACCGCACUGCAAUUCGCUUAUCGCCUUGGUCUGGGUUCCAGGACAUGAAAGACGAUACACCAUAUGAGACCUGGGGAUAUCUUGUCAGCCAAUUGCAAGAGAAGCAUCCUAAUCUGGCCUACCUUCACUUUAUUGAGCCUCGCGAUGAUAAUAUUACUACCAUGUUUCCAGAAAUUGAUAGAACCGAAAUUAUAGAGAACGAUACAAUUGAGCCAUUCCACAAGGCAUGGAAAGGUCCAUUCAUUUCUGCCGGUGGGUACACCACUACUCCUAAGCGUGCAUUUGAAACUACCGAAAGGCUGGAAAACACCUUGGUUGCUUUUGGCCGUUCAUUCAUUGCAAAUCCUGAUCUUCCUCUUCGCCUAAAAAACGACUCACCUCUCAAUAAGUAUAACCGCGCUACCUUUUAUAGCAGUGGUAAUGCUGGAUACACCGAUUACCCCUUCUAUAACCCUGAUACAGCUAAUGAUAUUAAGAACUGA